This is a messenger RNA of Sinocyclocheilus anshuiensis, 444 nucleotides long. Its product is annotated as RNA-directed DNA polymerase homolog. Bases 1 to 444 code for a protein of 147 amino acids. The transcript has a single exon. Lineage: Eukaryota; Metazoa; Chordata; Actinopteri; Cypriniformes; Cyprinidae. The record is from RefSeq and is a predicted model, not a curated record.
AUGGAAGAAUAUAUUGAAGAGGCCCUUAACUCAGGAUUCAUCCAACCCUCCACGUCUCCAGUUGCAGCAGGUUUUUUCUUCGUUGAAAAGAAAGAUGGAGGAUUAAGGCCUUGUAUUGAUUAUAGAGGACUUAACAAUGUUACCGUGAAAUUCCACUGCCCCCUUCCACUGGUUCCUUCAGCACUAGAACAGCUCCGGGAGGCUACCAUUUACACCAAACUUGACCUACGGAGUGCAUAUAACCUGAUCAGAAUUAAAGAGGGCGAUGAAUGGAAAACUGCCUUCCUCACCACUAGGGGGCACUAUGAAUAUCAGGUUAUGCCGUAUGGGCUUGCCAAUGCUCCAGCCGUUUUCCAGUCAUUCAUUAACGAGAUUUUCCGGGACCUUCUGAACCAGUACGUAAUAGCCUACAUUGACGACAUCUUGAUUUACUCUGAAGUCUGA